This is a messenger RNA of Anopheles arabiensis, 7298 nucleotides long. It is a transcript of the gene RhoGAPp190, whose product is annotated as rho GTPase-activating protein 190. Gene Ontology annotation, molecular function: GTP binding; GTPase activity. Gene Ontology annotation, biological process: signal transduction. The transcript is spliced from 13 exons. The coding region runs from base 1302 to 6563 and encodes 1753 amino acids. NCBI's taxonomy places the organism in Eukaryota, Metazoa, Arthropoda, Insecta, Diptera, Culicidae. The record is from RefSeq and is a predicted model, not a curated record.
CCGAACCCAUCCAGCCAGCAGAAAAUGUGUUGCAGGCCAAGGCAACACACAAGGCAGACGAAACGGAAAAGACACAGCGCAACCGAGCCCGUGUGCAGAGCGUGUGUGCCUGUGUUUGUGUGUGUGUGUUCGUACGUUGUGUAGCCAAGGGUGGGUAGAGUUAGGCCGCCAUUCGUAAAGGGAAAGCUGCUAAUUUUCCUGCCGCCCAGAAGUACAACAACCGGAGUCGGACGCAGCAAAAACAAUCGAUUUCAACUCCGGUCCCAGUCUCGAGUGUGUGUAUGUGUGUUGGUACGUGCGGGUGCCUGUGCAUGUGUGCUGUAGAACAGUGGUAGAGUUCCAGUUUUGAGCAAAACCACCGUCUCCUACGCCAAGACACUGCCGUGCCUGUUCCGUGCUUGUAACCGUUGUCCGCCUGGGAAAGAGUGUGGAAAAGGAAAUCGCUCACAGUGAGUCCGUGUGUGUGUGUGUGUGUGUGUGUGUGUGUGUACCAAACAAAAAAAAACAAGCGCACCUAUUCCACCAUUUGGAGCAUUCGUGAGCCGCAAACCGAAACAAACAACUCGACGACGUGUCACAAUCAACCGUCUCUCACACCGAUCAAAAAUUCAGCGAAAGAAAUCUUCCACCGCAGCGCGGCUGGCUGGCUGGUGGCACGGUGGUACCAUGUGAGGAUGUGCAUUGCCAGCACCGCCAGAGCAGUCCACUCGAACGCCGACCAGCUGCAGCUUGCACGGGGUUGCACCACCGCUAGGUUAAUCUGUUAAUCGUGCUUGCUGUGUAAAUCCCUGCCUACUACUGCGACCGAUUGCGAAAAGAAGAAUUUCCCAUUGUUGUGUGGGUGUUUGUGUGUGUGUGUGUGUCUACAAUCAAACGUUUUCCCGUGAUUUAUCGGCCAGCAGUAAAUGGGUGCGCGCGAUGCUGAAGAUACAGAUCCAUCAUCAACUGGCUAUGCUUAGCCGCUCACUGUUGAGGCAGUAAAGGAAACGUGCAAUUCGCACCCACUACUACUACUACAACUGCUGCUGCAGCAUCACAUUUCCACUGCACACGAGUGUAUGCUGUUGUAACUAAUAUUAAGUCAAUUCGAAAUACGACCCGUGCACGCGUUUGCACCAACGGGAACCACCUUUACGCCGGGCCGGAAAAAACACCAAUGGUGUUGCUAGCUGCGCCAGUGAGACAUUGAACACAACGGCGGCGUUCAAAGCAGCGAAGCAGCAGCAGCACCACCUGAACCUCGGCCCGCACCGAACGAUUAGCGCCUGCCGACUAGUUGCAGUCCCUCCCAAGGCGGCAAGAUGAAGCAAAUCAACGUAUCGGUGGUGGGUCUGUCGGGCGUGGAAAAGGACAAGGGCCAGCUCGGGGUCGGCAAAUCCUGUCUGUGCAAUCGGUUCGUGCGCCCCAAAACAGACGACUACGCGAUCGAUCACAUUUCGGUACUGAGUCAGUCGGAUUUUAGCGGCCGGGUGGUGAACAAUGACCACUUCCUGUACUGGGGCGAGGUGCGCAAAACGUCCGAGGAGGGCGUGGACUACAACUUUAGCGUGAUCGAGCAGACCGAGUUCGUGGACGAUGCCACCUUCCAGCCGUUCAAGGUCGGCAAGAUGGAGCCGUACAUCAAGCGGUGCGCCGCGAUCCGCAUGUCGUCGCAGGAGAAGCUGAAGUACAUCUGCAAGAACCAGCUCGGCAUCGAGCACGAGUACGAGGAGAUCGUCCUGCCCGAGGGCCGCUUCCUCGUCGACGGGUUCGUGUGCGUGUUCGACGUGAGCGUCGUGCCGAACCGGACGGUCGAGAAGCAGGUCGAGUUCGUGACGCAGAUCAUCAACAACAUCCUGAAGGUGAAGAAGCCGGUCGUGCUCGUCACGACCAAGAACGACGACGCGAACGAGCUGUACGUGCGCGAGGCGGAGAAGAUCUGCUCGCGCAAAGAGUACAAGGGCCAGAUACUGCUGAUCGAGACGUCCGCCCACGAGAGCAUCAACAUCGAUCUCGCGUUCGUCGUGCUGGCGCAGAUGAUCGACAAGGCGAAGCAGCGGUCGAAGGUGCCGUCGUACGCGGAGGCGGCCAAGCAGCGGAACGAUCUGCUGAACGCGAGCACCGAGUACGUGACGCGCCUGAUCCGGACGCAGAUCACCGACCACCGGUCGAUCUGGAGCAGCUCGUCGAAGAAGCUGUCGAACCACCGGGAGUGGAUCGACUUUCUCGAGCUGUUCGGGCAGGAGGCGGGCCAGCGCAUCUUCCGCCGGCACAUCAAGAAGCUGCGCGAGGACUACCAGUCGAAGAAGCUGCAGAGCUACAUGGACUCGUUCGCGUGCGUGCUGCAGGAGAUGCUGCCCGACAUCAACAGCAUCAACCUCGAGCUGGACAGCUUCAACGACUGGGCCUCGAUACGGAGCUACUUUCGCGAUCACAUCGACUACGAGCAGUACUUUUUCGACGCGAUCGAGCGCGGCGGCAGCUGGGCCGAGCUGAGCGACAUGAGCGACAUGGAGGACGAGAACCGGAUACCGUUCGACAUACUCGACACGCCCGAGGCGGAAACCGUGUUCAAGAAUCACAUGAACGCGCUGCAGCAGGAGCAGAAGCGAUUAGAGAUGCCAAAGAGAUGGAAAAAGCAGUUCAAAAAGCUGCUGGAAGAAACCGGCUACGUUACGCCGGGCAAGCAGCUGUCCGAGGUGCGCGUCCUGUUUAUGGGACGCGAGUGCUUCGAAGCACUGUCCGAGCACGACUGCCAGCAGAUCUACGACAACCACCAGCGGGAGCUGGUCGAGACCGCUAAGCACAACUUCCAGGAGCUGCUGAUGGAGCAUGCCGAUCUGUUCUAUCACUUCAAAAACAUCGAACCGUCCGGUACGAUCACGCAGAACGACAUCAAGGAGAUAACGGACGUGCUGCAGGAGGACCUGCGGUACAAGCUGCUCGACCGGCUCGACCAGGACCGGAAGGUGAUGCUGUUUCAGCAUCUCGGCUUCGUGCACUGUCCGAUCCGGGAGCACUGUCCGGCGUUUCCCAACUGCAUGGAUGCGCUGAUCGAGCGGAUACUGAUCUCGAACCAAAACCUCCCGAAUCCACGGUUCGCGCAGAAGGAUGGCCAGCUGCAGCUGAACCUGAUCGUGAUCGGGCUGGACUACAUCGCGAACGAUUUCAUUGACAAGAUACACCAGAACUGCAACGACAACGGCGAGUACAUCGUGGACGGGCAGGUGUACGGGCUGAACAUCGAGACGAUCAACCGCGACAACGACUCGUUCUCUUUCGAGCUGCAGUGCAAGGGGCUGAUCUGCUGCUACUCGAACCGGCAAACGUUCCAGUAUGUGUACGAGGUGCUCGACCGGCUGCUGGUGGACAAUCUCGACUUCAAGGACAGCGUCAACAACCUGCACAUCGUGUUCAUGAGCGACGAGAAGAACAGCCAGAGCACGCUGCACCAGCUGCAGGCGGACGGCCAGUCGCUGGCGGAGAAGCUGCACUGCGUCUUCAUUGACGAGAACGAGUUCUACAUCUCCCAGCAGCAGACGAAGUUCAUCAACACGACGCUGAACAGCGUGAUCGACUCGAUCCCGUUCGAGGAUCUGAAGUACGGCCUCGCCCUGCACGAGCUGCCCGACCUGCGCAUCAUCAUGUCGAUCUUCUGCGGCGACCCGUUCUCGAUCGAGAACAUACUCAGCUCGAUGAUGCUGGAGCAGUCGUGCAUCAGUGCGGGCGAGCGCAACAUCAUCUUCGAGAUGUUUCUCGGCGACUCGAAGCGGCGGGUCGAGCUGAUCCUCUCCUCCUACCACGGCGCGAACGCGUUCCGGGACGAUCUGAUCCACGGCUUCAUACUGCUGUACUCGAGCAAGCGCAAGGCCUCGCUGUCGACGCUGAGCGCGUUCUCGCUCAACAUUCCCAACCUGCCGAUGCAGAUCGUGGCCGUGUCGGAGCAGGGCGGCGUCAAUGCGUUCUUCAACAGCGAGCUGUCCCAGCUGCUAAUCACCGAGGGCAACGGGAUCGCGGACAAGCUGCGGGCCCACUUCGCCACCGGCUCGGACGACGAGGGCCAGCUGAAGUUCGCCUCGUUCGCGCCGUUCCUGAAGGAGGUGUGGGACAAGAAGCCGGAGAUCGAGCACGCGUUCAACCUGGAGGAGCCGCUGACGAUCGAUUCGGGCGAGGGCACGAUGGAACACUCGAUGCACCACCACCACCAGCAGCAGGUGCCGCAGCCACCGCCCCGGUAUGAAAGCUACCUCAUCAACGGGUCGGCCACCACGUACCGCGGCGGGAUCGGGGGCCAACCGCCGCACCACGGGCACCAUGGGUCGCAGGCGCAGCAGCAGCAAACGCUCGCCCAUCCGCCGCAGCACGGUGGCCAGCAGCAUCACCAGAAGCUGUCGCAGCAGCUGUUCGACAACCGCUCGAUCAACUCGCUGGACGAUCUCGACAGCCUGAAGCAGCAGGCGCAGCAGGCCCAGCAGCUCCACCAGCAGCAGCCGCACCAGCACAGCAGCAUGUACUACUACGAGGACAGCAGCGACUUCGACAAGGGCGGCAGCAAUCAGGGCUUCCAGAUCUAUCCGCCGCCGACGACGCCGCCGGAACCGGCCCCGCCGGACCACCUGCUCAUACCGGCGUCGAUACUGCGGCAGCUGAAGGCCGACACGGUGUCCCAGUCGCAGUCGAGCCUGGAGGAGAUUAACUCUGACGUCAGCGGAUCCAAGGACUCGAUCAACACUUACGACUCAGGCUGGAUAGACGACGGGUUUCUCAUCCAGAAGCAGGACAACAAGCAGAGCGAAGAUCUCUGGAAGAACAUGAACGCACACCACGCGUUCACGACCGGCCGCCGGCCGAACCAGUCGUCGUUCGCGAAAAAGAUACGCCCGAAGGGACCUAGUCAGACGCUGAAGCAGCCGGGCAAGCUGAACCUGAAAAGCUUCGCCAUCGUGAACGAAGCGAUCGCCCGCAUGAACAUCGGCGGCGGUGGCGGUGGCGGCGGCGGGGGAGGAGCAGGCGGCGAUGGGGGCGCCUCGGGCGCGAACGCCGGCCUGGCACCGAUGACGGAGAAGGAGCGCAAGAAGGCAAAGAAGCUGCUGCAGCAGCAGCAGGCCCAGCUCGAGCAUGCGCCGCUGGCCGCACCGGAGGACGACAGCGAGGAGUACGAGGACGAGGCGGGCUACGAGCAGAUCAAUGACGCGUUCAGCGAUGCGGUCAACAAUGUGGCGAGUCAAUUAUUUACCACCUUUUCCGGCGGCCCCGGUGCCAACCAUGGCGGGCGCGGUGGGUGUGGCGGCGGCGGUGGAGCGGACAGUUCGGGCGGUUCCGAGAUGGGGACGCACAAAACCAAACUGCGACAGAGAAGGGAAAAGGAACAGAUCUUCAACAUACAAGAAAACUCCGACUCGGAAAGUGAUUCGAGCUCGCUGGAGCGCAAACGCUCCAACGAUGGCUACUCGAAGAUCAACCGCAAAGCGCAACCGCACAAACGGCAUCGCAAAAAACGCACCGCCAUCCCGGUGCAGCCGCCCAAGAUCCCGCUCGGCCCGUUCGGCUCGUCCGCGGGCGAUAUGAUGGGCGGGGUCGGGGCGAGCGGCGGCCCACUCGGCGGCAUGCCCAUCAUGUACCAGAAGCUGAAGAACGAGCUGGGCAGCGGGCUGGAAAAGCAGGACAAACCGUCCCAGGAGCCGGACGAAUCAAGCGUUGACAUCUCAUCCCCGCGCGACAACUCUCCUAUCUUUGGCGUGCUGCCGAAGGGAAGCGAUCGGGAAAAGCUGAUCACGAAGCAGAAAAAUUGGUUCGGCAAGGAGAUCGACCCGGCCGGCAAGGCCAGCAAAGAGUCGAAGGACGCCCGGGGCAGCAGCAAGGGUGCGAGCAAAAACUCAAAACAUAAUGGCGCUGCGGCAGCGGCUGCAGCGGCGGCCGCAGCCGCUGCACUCCAGCAGUCCUCGCUGGCCAGCCUGAAGCAGUCCGACAAAGUGCCGCUCGUGCCGCUGUUCGUGGAGAAGUGCGUCAAGUUCAUCGAGCAGGAAGGGCUCGACUCGGAAGGCAUCUACCGGGUGCCGGGCAACCGCACGCACGUCGAUCUGCUGAACCAGAAGUUUGCUGAAGAAUCGGAUGUAGAUAUAGAAAAGCUGGACAUACCGGUGAAUGCGGUCGCCACCGCACUGAAGGACUUCUUCGUGAAGCGUCUCAAGGGGCUGUUCAGCGCGGAAAUGAUGAGCGAGCUGGAGGAAAUAGCCGGCUCCCGGCCGCUCCAGUCCAUCACGAGCCUUAACAUGGAGGUGAAAACGGAUCGGAGCUGCCGGCUGAUCGCACUCCGCGGGCUGCUAAACAAGCUGCCGCCAAACAACUUUGCAAUACUGAGCUACAUCUUCCAGCAUUUUGUACGUGUAUCGGAAAACUCGAAGCUCAACAGCAUGGACAGCAAAAAUUUGGCCAUCUGUUGGUGGCCGACACUGCUGCCGAUCGAGUUCACCGACAUGAUGCGGUUCGAAACGAUGCGCCCGUACUUGGAGGACAUCGUGCAGACGAUGAUCGAUCAGUAUCCGUUCCUGUUCUGCGGCGAGGAAGCGUUCGUGAUGGUCUGAUGCGAGUAAGAGCGGCCCGCCAGCACCGUGUCAGCCGUGUCGGGAGGCGGGCAGAACGCUCGUAUUUAGAUGUUGUGCAGAGUUUGCACCUGACGGUGUGCCUCCCUCCCCCGAUUGCUGAUGGAGGGGAGGAUGAGCGCUUGUUUGGGUGUUGACUUCCAACUCACAAGAGGGAAACUCACGCGUACACACACAGUAUUUGAGAAUGAGGGGGAGGAAAACAAAAGUCCGAAAGGACAAGUCAAUAUUGUAACUGAAAAAAUACCCACACAUACACACACACAUGCAGACGUACACACCAACACAUACUUAAAGCAUCAUAGGCUAGUUGAGGAAAUGUGCUAAACACCAAUCACUUGCAUUACUGCAACUCAUAGGAAAAACAAAAAAAAAAACAAAAAGCACGCGAAGGGUUCAGUCGCGUACCCAACUCGUUGAAUGAUACAUGUUAGGGCAAAUGAAUCGGAAAGGAAGCGAGAGAAGAAACCAAGAAGCUACCCAUAUACUCAUACUUAUUGGUACAACCGCAUACAAUAUUUUAAACCAUACUCGUAUCAAUGUGUAACGAAACCAAUGUCCAUGCGAUAAUGAUGGAUGCAUUUAGCAAAAGGAAAGCGAAUGGAAGACAGCAUGCAAGCAACAGAGAGAAAAGAAAAAACGCAAGCAAACAAUGAUUGUUGUACAUCUUAAAGAACCUUUCCUUCGAGACGCUGAAAAAAACGAAGAGGAAAAAAA